GAAUCCGUGAACGCACCAGGAAUCAGCUCUUUAUGCAUGUUAUGUAUUUGUUUACGUCAAACAUUAAAUGUCUACAAUUAGCUUCCAAUUUGUUUUGGUUAAUACAAUACCUUGAAAGAUACAAUUCUGUAAGAAAAUCAUCAAACUACCUCUUGUUAUGGGUCCUCACUGCCUAGAGUGCUGUCUGAAACCCGAAAUACUCAGCAACUGAAAGCUGUCAUGACUGUAGUGAUUGGAUUUGAGGGCAGUGCCAACAAGAUUGGUGUGGGCAUUGUGAGGGAUGGGGAAGUACUCUCAAACCCCAGACACACCUACAUUACACCCCCUGGUCAAGGGUUCCUGCCUAGUGAGACAGCCAGACAUCACCGCAGUGUCAUCCUAACAGUUCUGAAGGAGGCGCUGGAGGAGGCAGGGCUGAAGCCUGCUGACGUUGAUUGCGUGGCAUACACAAAGGGACCAGGGAUGGGUGCCCCCUUGGUGACGGUGGCUCUGGUGGCACGCACAGUGGCCCAGCUGUGGGGGAAGCCUCUCCUGGGUGUCAACCACUGUAUUGGCCACAUUGAGAUGGGCCGCCUCAUCACUCAAGCCAAUAACCCCACUGUGCUCUAUGUCAGUGGGGGUAACACACAGGUGAUUGCAUACUCUGAGCGGCGCUACAGGAUAUUUGGUGAGACCAUCGACAUUGCAGUGGGCAACUGCCUGGACAGGUUUGCUAGGGUGAUAAAGAUUUCCAAUGAUCCCAGCCCUGGGUACAACAUUGAGCAGAUGGCCAAGAAGGGUACACAGUAUGUGGAGCUUCCAUACACAGUGAAGGGGAUGGAUGUGUCAUUCUCUGGGAUUUUAUCCUAUAUCGAGGAAGCAGCUGGGAAGAUGUUGAAAUGUAAUCAGUGUACAGCAGAAGACCUGUGCUUCUCCCUACAGGAGACCCUGUUUUCCAUGCUGGUGGAGAUCACAGAGAGGGCCAUGGCUCACUGCAGCUCCCAAGAAGUGCUCAUCGUUGGAGGCGUUGGCUGUAAUCUGCGUCUGCAGGAGAUGAUGGGAGUCAUGUGCAAGGAGAGAGGUGCAAAGCUCUUUGCUACAGAUGAGAGCUUUUGUAUCGAUAACGGAGCAAUGAUUGCACAGGCUGGCUGGGAGAUGUUCCGGUCCGGUCAGACGACUGAGCUGUCAGACUCUUGGAUCACUCAAAGGUCUACCAUAUUGUGCUGUCAUCCAGUGACAAGAGAAACAUUGUUGUUGGCAGGUACAGAACAGAUGAAGUGGAGGUGACCUGGAGAGAUUGACAGCUCACUACCCAACAGCCUGCACCCACCUUCCCUUUACCUGGAUUGUAUGCAUUGUGUCAUGAUGGAGGGAAAGAAUGUAGAAAUAUUCUAUGCCUCACUUCUAUUGUUCUGAACCUCUCAACACAACAGUUUUUAGCCACGUGCAUUAGUAUUUUAGGCCUAGAUUAAAUCCGGACUGCAGAAAAUCUGCGUUAUAGCGCGAUUAAAAUGUAAAGGCAAUGUUCCCGCAUUUGGAGAAAACACCUUUAUCUUUCGAUUUGUUUUUGCUUUCUCUAGCGCUGGAUUCAAUCCGUAUCGCAGAAGAUCCGCAUUAAAAUAAGUCAUUUCUGAUUGAGCCAACAUAUGCAGCGUUUACCGUGAAUGAAGUCACCGCGAACUACGCCUUUAAAUUUCAAUAUAAUGCAGAUCUUCCGCGAUACAGAUUUAAUCCAGCCCCUAGUCCACAAUAUAGCCACGUUUAUACCUGGUGUUAACGUUUCCUGAUCUUGUCAACAUUCUGAUUGCGCCCAUAUUUUUUGAGAAGUGUAUACGAUUAAUAGAAGUGAUCAGAUCUUCCCGACCACCUGCUGAGAGUCAGUGAUGCGUUGUAAUGUAGCUAGAUUUCUUACAACUAAACAGAUCUGGAUUAUCAAACCAUUUAAAUCAUCGACAGGUGGCAAUAUUGGCUUAACAUUAAAUAAAAAUGUGCAUUACGCUGAAAUGUACCUUUUUCAAGGAUGGAGAUCAGAACCUGUGAUCUUCCUAGCCCAGUGCAUUGCACCAGCAGAGGUGAGGGCACUAUGCCUUUUCCCCACAUAUUUAAAGCUGUUCAGGCAGAAAGUUAGGCAAGUUUGGAACUCAAGACGCAACAGAUUUUUCCCCUCCACCCACUGAGCAUUUAUCCAAUCAAGUUGUCCAAGGAUCACAAUCAAGUUGUCGGCUUUAUUCAGUAGUUCAGCGCCAUAGAAAUUGAAAGGCAAUGUUCUGCGUUACCAGCACUGCAUGUCGGCUAAAUUGGAAAUAACCUUUACAUGUCAAUCGUGCUGAACUUCAGCGACAAGGAUAGAGUCAAGCCCUCAGUUUACUUAAAGGUAAAUACAUUUUAUACUUGUCCUUAUUAACAAAGCAAAUAAUGCUGUGGGUUUUAUGUAUCGUAUGUUAAAAUGAUGAGCAUUACCAGUAAGACCAUGGGGCAUGUCAAGUUCAUUCAAUUUUAUUAUGCAAUACUGUUCACUUGUCCUCCAGUGUAUUUUUUCUAUAUUUCAAAUUUCAAAUCAUAAAAAUUGAGCUAGUGUGAUCAUGAGUAAUCAUAUGGAUUCAUGAGUAACAUUCACCCAAUCAGGGUACAAAAAACCAAACCAGCAUUAGGAUCAGACAGGGGAAGGGUGCGUUCUUAUUGUGCUGUCUGCACCCCUGUAAACUGGAGACAUGAUUACACAUCUGUCCCGUGUAAAAUACGGUGAAAUAAGCAGGUAUAACAUUUUCAAAUUUGUGAAAAAAUAAACACCUGGUAGGGUAGGCGUACCAAGGAUUGGUCACAACAGAUUAGAAAGUGCUUGACGGAUCCCUCACAAGAGGACAAAACAGAAAAUGUCUGAUAAAACUGCAGUUCCUCACAAUAAAAUGACAGCUCUUAAGAUUGUUAAAAGACCAGCUCAACACGACAUUAAAACCAAUCAUUUUGAGCUGAUAGGAACUCCAGGUCCAAUUCAUUAAGGCAGGCCUUUGGUUAGAAAAGUCCCUAGUUGUGGAUCUCAUCAAGGAGUUAGUCCAAAGUGUCUCAGUGUGGCUUUGUGUAAAGACAUCGACCUGAGUGUGUGUGUGUGUGUGUGUUGUGGCAGACAGGUCCAUGCGUCACUAGGCUGGCUGGUCCAGGGAGUUCUUAUACCAAACUACCUUAUUGGGAUCUGAAACAGAAAAUAAGACAGCAUUUAGUGACAGGCAGCAUUGUCAAACCUCUCAUGCUGCAGCCCCUAAGGGCUAGAUUGUAAGGACUUCUGAAAAGGGAAACCCACUAGAUAAAAAAAAUCUCAAGUUGUAUCCUUCCUUUAGAACCAGUAGGGUACAUGAUACAAAUGUUUUUGCAGAUGAGAUGCAGCAAGUUUUAAUGAUGUCACUAGUAGGAACUCUCCUAGAUCCAAAACAAUUUGCCUACCGUACCUACUGAUCAUGCUGAAUAACCACAAACACAGCGCGUGAAAAUUGUGUUAAUUGAUUUCAGUAGCGCUUUCAACACCAUCUACUUAUUGAGAAGCUGUUGGAUUAUCAGAUUCCUUGUAAACCGUAGUCAGGUGAGAUUUAACCCUGCCAUCUCUUCAUCUAGAAAGGUUAACAAGGGAGCCCUGUAAGGUUGCGUACAAUCACCGAUACUGUGUCCACUAUACAGUAACAGUUGCCAAGCCUCUGGCCCAGCCCAUGGAUUCUUUAAAUAUGCGGACGACACUCGGCUGGUGGGAUUCCUUAAAAUCAUAUCAAGCCUCCCCUGAAGGUCUUGACAGAGAAACAUCCAAAUUCAUCCAGUGAUGCUCAGACAACUCCCUUAAAAAAUAAACAUUAACAAAAAUUAAGAUGGCAAUUGAUUUUAAAAAAAUAUGAAGAACCCCCCCCCGAAGAGCAACGGGGAAUCAGUUGAUAGUGAUAACAUAAAUAAAUACCUUGGAAUUGAGAAACAACCUGAAAUUCAAUGACUGUGCCCUCAAAGACAGAAACUACAGGAGAUUGUUCUUCACUGCACUGCACGCAUUGAACUUAUUCUUCUACGCGUUUAAACCAAAGAGUUUUAUAACUAAACCAAGAGACCACAGCCCGUCGUUUCAAAUUGGAACAAAUGAGUCAGUAGUCCAAGCGGAUCCUUCACAUUUAUAUAUCAGUCUCAUCGUUCCAUCUGUGUUUAAACCAUCUUGUAUUAUUGGGUGUUUUUACGCAUUAUGGUGGGAUAAUAAAAUAUCAACGUUUACCAAAUCAAACCAUUAAAGAGAAUUUAAUUUUUGAAGUAA
This is a messenger RNA of Salmo salar (Atlantic salmon), 4258 nucleotides long. Lineage: Eukaryota; Metazoa; Chordata; Actinopteri; Salmoniformes; Salmonidae. The record is from RefSeq and is a predicted model, not a curated record.